CAACGUCUUAAGGUCAGUUUAGAGAGGGAUUUUCUAAGUUCCGUCAAUUACCUUCAAAUGUAUGGAGGUUGAUAAUCAAAAGAUCGAGCAGGACAACGAAGUUUCAUCAGAACUAUCUAAUACCGGUGAAUUUUUUUCACGACAAGACAUUAGUGAUAGAAAAGAUGAGGACGAAGAAGAAGAGGAGGAGGAAGAGGAAGACAAAAUUGUGGAGAAGUCACACAACAGCCGUUUCCAUAAAAGAAAUAAACGAUUCCCAAAACAAAUCGAAGGAGUUGACAAUGCGUUCGUCGCAAUAGAACCAAAAUCUGGCAAGGAAGUCAUAUGGAACGAAUGUAUUCUACCUGAGAAGAAAACUGAUAAAGAAAAUAGAUACCUUUCUUUGAUCAAAAAGCUGAAGAAAAACUCCCAUCCCUUUCUUGUGCGUUUUCUAGACGCUUGGGUGUCAAAGACAGAAGAAGGACCGCGCAAGCUGGUCUUCAUCACUGAGCGUCUCGAUGAGUGUACAUUAAAACAGUUUUUGUGCAAUUCUGCGAAAAAUAACCGCCUAUGGAACAGACACGUUGGUCAGCUCCUCUCUGUUCUGAUGUUUCUCCAUCGCCUUGGUGUUGCUCAUGGUAAUCUGACUAAGGAGUCAAUAUACUAUCAAAACUCGGGAAACCUGAGAGUCGGAUUGUUUGCUCUUGGUAAAUGUCUAGACCAAAAGUCUGAGGCUUUCGAUGUAUAUUCUCUUGGUGUUGUCUCUCUGGAGAUUGCUGUGUGGACACCCACUGAAUUUCCACCAAAUUUGGACUUAACUGAGAGAUGUCAACAAAUGAUUUCGCGAUUGGACAACAAUAAUCAAAAAAGCUUCAUUGAGGCGUGCUUCGAUACUGGGUCCACAACAAAAUGUCUCAUCAAGCGAUUGCUUAAUCAUCCUGCUGUUACAGAAGUGCCAAUUUUGAAGCUGUUAUCGGCCAGAAUGAUUGUUAACUCAAUGAUUUCCGUUUCUAAUGAGGAUGGCGGUACGAAUGAACCGACAGGGUUUGUCAGUCUAUUAAAGGACUAUCUCAAUCGUUACGAGGACGAAACUGUUAUUAUGGAAGUUCAUUUUCCACAUGACGAUGUGGUCAAGUCUAAGUCAUGGAAGGAUUUUCGAUCAAACUUUACUCUUACCUCCAAAUACCUUGAAGACGUCAAAAAUGGAUUCUAUCCGUUAUUCGGAUGCCACUGGGAUGCUUAUCAAGGAGAAGAGGAAGAUAGUACAUUUCCCAAUUAUUCAGGAGUCUCAGGGUUCCCUUCUAGUAACGGCCUUACAAGUAAUCUGUCAAAUGCAAGUGGUACUGUCAAAAACGAUCCAUCUGCUUCUGUUGGAAAUUCUUCUUGUACAUCAGCCACUCCAAGUGCUUGUGCUUCGUGUAAAAACUCUACUGCAUCAAAAAUUACAGAUUUAGCUAUUGGCUCGCAGUUGGCUCCAGAGGAUCUGGUUGUUAUGCAAUCUGAAGAUGCCGCAAAAGGUUGCUUUUCCUCCAAUGCAUAUGCAUCCCAAGUAAAUCCAACUAACCAUAUGUCACAAAUCGAUUCUAGUUGUUCAUCUAAGGUGAUUGAUAAUGACUUAAAAAAGAAUGAUUGUUCAUUUUCAGUUGGUGAGGUAAUCGGUGUAGCUUUUAUUCCAAAGACUGAUGAAGAUAUUCACCCUUUGUCUAAGGCAGCGCCUUCAGUGAAUGCACCCCGACCAUUGGAAUUGGGUCAGGCAGAUUUUAAAUUUCCUGACAAACCUUAUGCUUCAACUUUGGACUAUGUAGAUGAAAGUGAAUCCCAUGGUCAUGGUCAAACAAUAUCUGUACUUGAUGAACAUGAUGGUUGUUUAUCAUCACCAAAACAAAAUAAAUCUCUACUUAUAUCUCCGAAUUGUGAACAACGAUUCGAUUUUGUCAUUGACACUCAACAGAAAGAAGUAAUAAAUAAUAGUGAAGCUGUUGCUGUAAAUGAGAAAACAUCUGAAGGCUUCACAUUAUCCGAUAAACAGGACAAUCUUAGCCCGGGACCAGAAGAUGAUGACGGUGAGGUUGAUGAGGAAGAUGAUGAUGAUGAUGAUGAUAAAGAUGAAGACGAUGAUAACGAAGAUGAUGAUGACGAUGAUGAUGAAAAGCGUGUGGUAGAACCGGUUGAACGCUAUGAACCGCAAACAGUCCAUGUUAAUCCACCAGAACGUGCACCAAGCCAUCCAGCUUUAUUUACACACUGUCAGUAUUUGUAUGUGGGAGCCGGCCGUUGGCAAGUUUAUGUCCAAAUGUGGUUUGUUGAAGAUCGUUUAAAAAGGGAGGUAAGAUGUAUGUGACACCAUAUUUUACAAAACGUAUAGUGUAUAUACUUUCAUAAGUUUAUGUAUGUAUGAUUUCACACAGAAAAACUAGUAUUCAUAAUCAUUAUCAUUAGGUCGUUUAUUAUCCAAUUGAAUGAAACUCAUGACUCUCUUUAGCUUACCAAAAAUAGUAAGGGUAAUGAAAUGUGUCACUGAUGGCACAUGGUUCAUGUUGAACAAAUUUAACUAGCGUCAUUUUUUAAUGCAGUAGUUUUAGAUAAAUGUUAGUACUUGCCAAUUUUGUAAAACUCGUCCCGUUUCAAAAUCAUACAUAGACUCUCUGAGUUUCUCAUAUAUAUAAAUUCUUCUCCUCUGGUUUAAUUAAUUUCUUAGUACACACGGUUUUCUAAUGAAAAUUUGGGGCAUCUAUUUAAAAGCAGUUCAUUAGUUAGCAUCGAAACUAUUGUUCAGUGUGAAAAUAUUCUUAAUUUUUGAUUAAUAUCAACUGCGAAGCAAGAGACCAAUGUGCACAUUUGUUUUGCCUCAUUUUGGGAUUGUGCAAUAUUACGCGUGCUCGGUAUCGUACAGUGUUGGAACUACUUCCCUACGAAGCUGUACUGAAGAUGACAACUGAACUAGCAUCAAAUCCACAACAACGUAAAGUCGAGCUGUCAUUAUAAUAAAUUAUAUAUAUAUACAAAGAGAGUGACUUACAAAUGGUAAACGUCGUCUACUUCGUCCACCACAUAUGUUCAGGAAACGCUCAAUUUAUACUAUAAAAUUAAAUGGCUUUAUGCUGCAGUGUGCAUAUGACUUUAUAAAUAAUUUAUUAAAAUAAUCUUGGUGCUUCUUUUUGAAGUUGUGUUAAGUAUAUUUUAAAUGGGAUCUUUCAUACAUCCUGACCCCUUGAUAAAUUUAAACAAAG
Molecule: messenger RNA, 3209 nt
Organism: Schistosoma haematobium
Lineage: Eukaryota; Metazoa; Platyhelminthes; Trematoda; Strigeidida; Schistosomatidae
Product: Nuclear receptor-binding protein
Exons: 10
Coding region: 62-2320 (752 amino acids)
Biological process (GO): protein phosphorylation; intracellular signal transduction
Cellular component (GO): cytoplasm
Molecular function (GO): ATP binding; protein serine/threonine kinase activity
Source: RefSeq, a predicted model, not a curated record